AAAAUAUUCCAGCUGAUAUCAAGGAUGCAGUGGAGUGUGAUUCUGCUCUUUCUGAUGGGUCAGAUUUGUUUAAUCGACUGUCAGCUCUAUGAGUAUCACUACAUUAAUGAGGAAAAGACCUGGACUGACGCUCAGCAGUACUGCAGAGAGAAACACACUGACCUGGCCACAGUGUCUAACAUGGCAGACAUGAAAAGACUCAACAGAACCAGAGCAGGAAAUAAGGGGGAGGCUUGGAUUGGUCUGUAUGAUCAGACAGAUGGUAUCAGAACAUGGUACUGGUCUCUGCCUGGAUUGGAGUUCAAUGAAAGUGAGACAAAAUGGCACCCAGGAGAACCAAAUGAUGUCAAUAAUGGAAAUGAGAACUGUGGGCAUUUGAAUAAGAAUCUUACCUGGACAGAUACCAAGUGCGAUCAUAAAAGACCUUUCCUCUGCUAUGAUGAAACUAAUAGAACCCAGAAAUACCACUUGAUUAGAGAGAAGAAGACCUGGCAGGAAGCUCAGAGUUACUGCAGAGAGAAACACACAGACCUGAUCAGUGGAAUGAAGCAGCUACAGGAUGGAGAAGUGGAGAGAGUGAUGAACUCUGUAAAAGAUGAGACAUACAUAUAUUUUGGUCUGUUCAGAGACACCUGGAGGUGGUCAGAUGGAAGCAGUUUCUCUUUCAGACACUGGAAUGACCAGUUAAACAAUCCAAAAUUCAACACUGGUCAAUGUGCCAUGGCUGUGUUUAAAGAUGAAGGCAGAUGGAGCAGUGAGGAAUGUAAAACAAGAAAAAACCCCUUCAUCUGUUAUGAGGAUAAAGUGAUCCUGAUCAAUGAAAAGAUGAACUGGGAGGAUGCCUUAUACUACUGCAGAGAUCACUACCAUGACCUGGUCACCAUCACCAGCCUGGAUGAGCAGAGAUGGAUCCAGGAGAAAGCCAAGAACGCCUCGACUGAUUAUGUCUGGAUGGGACUGCGCUACACCUGUACUCUGGAUUUCUGGUUCUGGGUCAGUGAUGAGGUGGUCAGGUAUAAGAACUGGGCCUCAGGGGAACCAGUGGAUGACUGUGACAUGUCUGGAGCCAUGGAGACAGGAGGAGAACAUAAGUGGAGGAAAAUGAAUGAUCUAGAGGAGUUUAACUUCAUCUGUUCUAAGGAAUAACACAGAUUGUUUUAUGGAUAUUUUCUGUUGCUUUAUUCUGUGAUAAUGAGGAUUUUGUGGAAAAUAUGUUUAAAUAAAUAAAAUAAGUAUAUUAUUAACAUAAAGAUAAUAUUUCCACCAAACUACAACACUUGCUUUAAACCUGUUAUAUAUGAUUAUCUAUUUCUGGUUUCUUUCUAUGAAACAUCUGCUUCUCUAACAGAACAUGUUUUACUUUUCCUUUAUUUUGAUCAAUUUAUUAUUAUAUUUAUUGGAUGACUGUA
This is a messenger RNA of Cyprinodon variegatus (sheepshead minnow), 1409 nucleotides long. Its product is annotated as C-type mannose receptor 2-like. The record is from RefSeq and is a predicted model, not a curated record. Bases 25 to 1146 code for a protein of 373 amino acids. NCBI's taxonomy places the organism in Eukaryota, Metazoa, Chordata, Actinopteri, Cyprinodontiformes, Cyprinodontidae. The transcript is spliced from 4 exons.